CAAAGUAUGAACGGGUAUAAAAAAGAGGGGAAGUCGAUGAAGACGUCUGAGUCGCUCGCAGGAACAGAAGCGGACAGAACAGGGAGGCUGCGACACUGGACAGAACAAUGAAGCUGUUGGUUUUGGCUCUGAGCGUGGCCCUGCUGUUUACAGCCGGUGAAGCCCUGGACUGUCACCGCUGUGUCUCCAAAAAGGCCGGAGGAUCCUGUGAGCUCAGCGUGGAGACCUGUCCACCAGAGAAGGACGCCUGUGGUGCUGCCAAGUUCCUCAGCGAACCAUUUGCACAGUUUCAGAAAUGCAUGAGGCUGAGUGACUGCGAGAUGCUGAAGAUGAACUCCUUCAUCAACAUACAUUGCUGUACUGAAGAUAUGUGCAACAGCUUCUAAACUCCACGGUAAAAGAAUAACAGAGUGAGUGAGAACAUAAUACUGGAGUAUUGUUUAAUGAGGACGUUCAAACCAAAGACUUCAGCAGGUUUCACAUCGAAUACAAACAUUAAUGUAUGAAAUCAAAGCAGCGUCUUUGUAAAGAAAUAAAACUUCUGAAAAAUAAAACAAUCUGAGAAAAUGAUUCCCUCACAUACCUGCA
This is a messenger RNA of Labrus mixtus (cuckoo wrasse), 588 nucleotides long. It is a transcript of the gene ly97.3, whose product is annotated as lymphocyte antigen 97, tandem duplicate 3. Bases 108 to 386 code for a protein of 92 amino acids. Lineage: Eukaryota; Metazoa; Chordata; Actinopteri; Labriformes; Labridae. The transcript is spliced from 4 exons. The record is from RefSeq and is a predicted model, not a curated record.